AUGCAAAUCACCCUAAAAACUCUGCAACAGCAGACCAUUCAAAUUGAGAUAGACCCCGAACAAACGGUGAAGGCUUUAAAAGAGAAGAUAGAAGCAGAGCGAGGAAAAGACAAUUUUCCUGUAUCUGGACAGAAGCUGAUAUAUGCUGGAAAAAUUCUACAAGAUGACACACAAAUAAAGGACUAUAAAAUAGAUGAGAAAAAUUUUGUUGUAGUCAUGGUGUCAAAGGCUAAGACCCCAGCUGCUGCCGCAGCACCUCCAGCUUCAGAAGCACCCAAACCUUCUGCCCAGGAUUCUGGUUCCACGUCAACAUCUGUCCCCACUUCAACCUCAGCUCCAAUUCCAACUCCAGCCCCAACCUCCACUCCUGCAGCUGUCCUCACACCGGCUGAUGAGGUCAAGGAAGAACCAAGUGUUACAGCAACAGAAAACCCACAACCAGCCAGUUCCAGUGGAGGGAGCCAGGGUUUGGAUGCCUCUUCCGCACUUGUGACUGGGGCAGAGUAUGAAGCAAUGCUGAAAGAGAUCAUGUCUAUGGGCUAUGAGAGGGAACGAGUGGUGGCAGCACUACGAGCCAGCUUCAACAAUCCUCACAGAGCUGUGGAGUACCUUCUUACUGGUCUCCCGAGCAGCCCAAUCCAGGACACGAAUCCCCCGGCGCACACACCAGCUUCUGGACCCACAGAAGCGCCAUCUCUAGCAGAAGGAGACAACCCCCUUGCAUUCCUGCGGACUCAGCCCCAGUUUCUUGACAUGAGGCAGGCAAUCCAGCAGAACCCUGCAAUGCUUCCAGCUCUCCUGCAACAGCUUGGCAGGGAGAACCCCCAACUCUUGCAGCAAAUCACUCAGCACCAGGAGCUGUUCAUCCAAAUGCUAAAUGAGCCGGUGGGCGAGGGCGGAGAAGUGCCAGAGGUGGGCGAGAUAGGGGCAGCAGGCGAGGAAGGUGCGCCAGUUAACUAUAUUCAAGUUACACCUCAGGAGAAGGAAGCCAUUGAAAGGCUAAAAGCGCUGGGCUUCCCUGAGGCACUCGUCAUUCAGGCCUACUUUGCCUGCGAGAAGAACGAGAACCUGGCUGCCAACUUUCUUCUCAACCAGGGCCUGGAAGACGACUGA
Messenger RNA from Nerophis lumbriciformis (worm pipefish), 1113 nucleotides. NCBI's taxonomy places the organism in Eukaryota, Metazoa, Chordata, Actinopteri, Syngnathiformes, Syngnathidae. The record is from RefSeq and is a predicted model, not a curated record.